GGGAAACAGCAUUACCCAUGAUCCUUUGAGGCUAGCGCUUGCGCAAUAUGUUUUCGACGGCCCUGCUGGUAGUUGUGGGAUUGUUGUUGUUUUGACAAUAGACGGCCAAAAGAAAGAAUUGGUGAAGUCGUUUUUAACCCGAGCCUGUCGUAUGAGGUUCCUGAGUGAGCACCUUCUUAUCAUGAAAGCUGACCACCAGGUCGCCAACCCCCCCUCCUUCUGCAGUUGAUGGAUCUGCAGCUGGUCCAGAGAUGACAGACAGCGUCAGGGCCUUCCUCCGCAAUGUUGCGACGGGGAUCAAGGACUCCAUAUUGGGAAUUGGAACAAUCUCCAAGCUAGAUGCUCGGAUACAGCAGAAAAGGGAAGAGCAGCGAAAAAGAAGGGCCAGUGGGGCCUUGGCACAGAGAAGAGCUCAGAAUGAGGAGCGCAAACCAGACAAUGAACCCAAAGUAGCCAGUAGGAUUUUUCAGUGCUGUGCCUGGAAUGGAGGAGUGUUCUGGCUCAGUCUGUUUCUUUUCUACCGUGUGUUUAUCCCAUUGCUGCAAGCUCUCACUGCAAAAAUCAUCGGUGACCCCUCCCUCCAUGGCAGUGUUUGGUCCUGGCUAGAGUUCAUCCUCACCUCUGUCUUCAGCGCUCUUUGGGUCCUCCCCCUGUUUGUCCUCAGCAAAGUAGUUAAUGCCAUCUGGUUCCAGGACAUCGCAGACCUAGCAUUUGAAGUCUCUGGGUGUAAGGCUCAGCCGUUCCCCAGCGUCAGUAAGAUCAUCGCAGACAUGCUCUUUAACCUCCUCCUUCAGGCGCUCUUCCUGAUUCAGGGAAUGAUUGUUAGUCUCUUCCCCAUUGAUGCUAUUGGACAGAUGGUCAGCCUCCUGCACAUGUCCCUGCUGUACUCCCUGUACUGCUUUGAGUAUCGCUGGUUCAACCACGGUAUCGAGAUGCACCAACGACUGUCCAACAUUGAGAGGAACUGGCCAUAUUACUUUGGUUUUGGUUUACCUAUGGCCCUGCUCACUGCUCUACCCUCCUCCUACAUCAUCAGUGGCUGCUUGUUCUCCAUCCUCUUUCCUUUAUUCAUCAUCAGUGCUAACGAGGCUAAGACACCGACCAAGCUGUACCACUUCCAGCUGCGACUCUUCUCCCUGGUUGUGCUGAUCAGUAACAAACUGUUCCAUAAGACGGUCCACCUCCAGUCCUCACUGACCUCCUCCACCUCCUCAGAGAGACUGUCUACUCCUCGCACAUCUCCCUCCCGCCAGAGACUUGUGGCCACACAGUGACGGAUCCAGUGAAGGAGAAAAGGAGUGGCGUCACAAUAAGAGAAGUUAUUCUCCCAGAUGAAGAUGUUUGGAUCUAAGGUUUAGGAUGAAGGCUUGUUAUGUUUUUAUGUAAUUUCUGGCCUUUUAUUUUACAUUUGACACAAAUCGACCUUGCUUCACACUCAAAACAAAAAUGAUGUAUUCAGAUCUAGAUUUUCUUUUUUUUUCUUUAAUUUUUAUUUUUGUAAAAUGUGCCAUUUGAUUUAAUCUCCCAGCACAAUAUAUAUCACACAGUUAUGUCUGGUCAAGCUUUUAACUUAAGGGUUCAUUUUUCUUGUUUACCUUCAAAAGCUAAGAACACUCUUGCUUUGCCCAGAGUACAUUAAUGCUUCAAACUGCAGUCCAUUUCUUUACAAACUCAGUUCAGUUGCUGCUAUCAGACCAGUGAGUAAUAGGAGUUGAUACCAAAUAAAGCUUGUUGUUUGUUGAAGGAAAGUUUGUCUGGUUCCUCCUCUGAAACCCAGAUGUCACUCCACUGACUGAAGGGAUUUUCAGUUUUCAAAGGUGACACCAGCAAAGGCAGAAACGUGUCUGGUGUGUCAGACUGUAGUAGGUGAUCAGUAGGAUAACUGCCACUCUGCAAUGUCUGUGUUUAUUUUCAUUUCAGAACUAACUUAUAAACAGUUACAUAAAGGAACCUCUACCAACCUAGUCAGUUUUCAUUCACUCACCAGAGGAAAAAGGACCUCGAUAUGAAAAAAAAGUGUGCAAUUACUGUACAGGGAGCACAGUGUUUGUGCAGACUGUUUUUGUGUGAGUCUUUUAAAAGUAUUGUGUCUAAUUUCAAUAAAAUUGGUCCAUAAUCCA
Cynoglossus semilaevis (tongue sole) is the source of this 2120-nucleotide messenger RNA. It is a transcript of the gene ei24, whose product is annotated as EI24 autophagy associated transmembrane protein. NCBI's taxonomy places the organism in Eukaryota, Metazoa, Chordata, Actinopteri, Pleuronectiformes, Cynoglossidae. Gene Ontology annotation, cellular component: endoplasmic reticulum. Bases 252 to 1274 code for a protein of 340 amino acids. The transcript is spliced from 11 exons. The record is from RefSeq and is a predicted model, not a curated record. Gene Ontology annotation, biological process: macroautophagy.